GGCAUGAGGCAGCAGGAUCCCGUGGUAGUGACCGUGGCGGCAACGCCCGAGGAGGGCUGCGAUGGGGAGCAGCCUCGGCAGCUGGCAGGGCUGGUGUGCAGGGCGCCCGGCGUCUCCCAGGAACCCCACAAACAGUGGAAGAAAUUUUUAUAUUGUGAGCCACAUAAGAGAAUUAAGGAAGUGCUGGAAGAAGAACUUUAUAUUAAGAGAGAUGAAUGCCACAUUAAAAAUCCACCUUCAGUGGUCCUGGAAGGGAUCUGGAGCAUUAAAAGGAAUCUCCCUAUGGGGUGCUUGAAGCCGGGACUGCCUAGCAGAAACAGUUUACUGCCACAAGCCAAAUACUAUUCAAGGCACGGAGGACUGAGAAGUAAGACUCUGACACCCUUGACUUCCACAGACACCCUAAGGGUAGCAGCCACCAGCCUGGGUCCAGUGAACAAACAGAAACUUUAA
This is a messenger RNA of Marmota flaviventris (yellow-bellied marmot), 453 nucleotides long. RefSeq names its product chromosome 9 C11orf97 homolog (gene C9H11orf97). The record is from RefSeq and is a predicted model, not a curated record. Lineage: Eukaryota; Metazoa; Chordata; Mammalia; Rodentia; Sciuridae. Gene Ontology annotation, cellular component: ciliary base.